AGAAGAACGUUAGUUAGAGAUAUAGGAGCUGUCUAACUGAGGCAGGGAGGGAGAGAAUCCACAGAGCAGCUCAGUGAGUCAGGCAUCAUAAUGCAUGUCUGAUCUCUGCACAAGACAUUCUCAUCACCCAACCAAAGCGGCUGACCUAAAAGAGUUAGAGAAGCAAAGCACGUGGUCAUUUCAAAGGAAAGAAUACAAUCAUGAAGAGAAGUAUGAUUCUAUUAUUGGCUGAGUGCUGUAUUUUUCUCACAGUGGCUCACAUAGCAAAGACAUCUUACCUGAAAGAGAUGGAAAACCCUAAGAAGCAUCACCAUAAGGUCCAACAUGGGCCCUGCAGCUACACCUUUCUACUCCCUGAGGUAGACAACUGUCCCUCACCUCCGUCUAACUUUCAGGUAUCCAACUCCCUGCAGAGGGAUGCACCUCCACAUGCAGAAAAUCAAUGGCCCAGUAAGAAGUUGCAGGAUCUGGAGAGCAUAACUGAAAAUAACACACAAUGGCUACAAAAGCUGGAGAGUUUAAUUCAGGAUAGUGUAAGAGGUGAAAACGGAGGUGCACAGAGGUCAGCAGUACAGAAUCAAACUGCCACAAUGCUAGAAAUUGGCACCAACAUACUAACUCAAACAGCAGAGCAAACAAGGAAGCUGACAGAUGUAGAGACCCAGGUUUUAAACCAGACAACUAGGUUGGAAAUCCAGCUGCUUGAAAAUUCGUUAUUCACUAACAAACUGGAGAAAGAAAUGAUGUUGCAGACUCAAGAAAUAGUCAAACUGCGUGAAAAGAAUAGCUUUCUGGAGCAUAAAGUCUUGAAAAUAGAGGAAAAGCAUAAAGAAGAGGUUGAAGUUCUUAGAUCUGAGAAGCUCCAGGUGGAUGAUGUACUCUCCAGGCAAAAUGAAUUGAUUGGGGAGUUGGGACAACAACUUAGUGAAGCAACUGUGAACAACAGCAUGCUGCAGAGGCAGCAGAUAGCUAUUAUGGAGACUGUUGGGCAACUCAUCAACAUGGUUUCACAAUACAACCCAGAUAUUCCAGUCAUACCCAAAGAGGAUCAGAUGACAUUUCGUGAUUGUGCGGAUGUUUAUAAAUCUGGAUUGACCUCAAGUGGAGUAUACACUUUGCACUUCUCAAAUGCAACCAGCACAGUGAAAGUACUGUGUGAAAUGGAUAUAAGUGGAGGAGGCUGGACUAUUAUCCAACAUCGCAAGGAUGGAUCUGUGGAUUUUCAUCGUCUCUGGAAGGAAUAUAGAGAGGGUUUUGGUUCCCCAUCAGGGGAGUACUGGCUUGGGAAUGAAUUUGUUCACCAGCUCACAGCUCACGGCUCAUAUGCUUUGCGGAUCCAGCUCCGAGACUGGGAUGGAAAUGAAGCCUACUCCUUGUAUGAUCACUUUUCUCUGGGCACUGAGGAACAGAAAUAUAGGCUGCAGGUGAGAGGAUACAGUGGGACAGCAGGAAGGACAAGCAGUUUUAGCCCCACGGGGACCGAGUUCAGCACCAAGGAUGUAGAUAAUGACAGGUGUAGCUGCAGAUGUGCCCAAAUGGCAACAGGAGGAUGGUGGUUUGAUGCCUGUGGCCCUUCUAAUCUUAAUGGAAUCUAUUACCAAGGGGGACAGAGUACAGCAAAGUUUAAUGGAUUAAAGUGGCACUACUGGAAAGGGCCCACUCAUGGGCUGAAAUCUGUGAGCAUGAUGAUCCGCCCUACAGACUUUUAAGAGUGUCAAGAGACUAAGUGGAGAAGCUUCUACGCCUUUAUCGUGACUUACAAAGACUUGAGAAAAAAGAUGAGAUGAUUAUGAAUUCAUCGACCCUGAAACUUGCUGAAACCAUCUAUGACAAGCUAGAGCUCUUUGGGUGCUAUGCCAUUGGCACUUAAUCAACAUGUAUAGGUGCAAAACAACUCUAUACUCUAUUUAUACUUUAUAUCAUAUAGAAUCUAUUUUGUCUAAUUUCUGCCCAGAUUUCAUAAACAGAAACUUUUCUUCAAGUAUCAUCUGCCAUAAGAAAAGGAAGUAGAAUUCAAUUUCUAGCACAUUCUGGAGACUUGCUCAUUUUCCUGGACUUUUAAAUUAACAAUACAAAGUCCUUUUCAGUGUAAAAUAUUCAGAUAAUUCUAUAUUUUAGCCCCAGCUGUAAUCAAGCCACUAAAAGACUGUGUUCUGUAUAGUGUUUGCACUGUAGGCAUUGUAUAUUCCAUUAUUUUUUGCAUCACAACUUCUUUAACUUUGACUGAAUGCUUGCUGGGACCUUGUCUAUGAGGAAGUGCUCAGAUCAAUGUGGUAUCUGAAAAGACCUAGGGGUGUAGAAACUUACUUCCAGUUACUCUCCACUCCCUGAAAUUAGUAAAUUAUAUUGUGGGGGUCAGAAUGUAAUAUACAUACAGUAUGGAUAAACAAUGAAAUAAAUGUUACCCCAGGACUGUUAUUCCUAUCUGUCAGACCAUAAACAGCUAUUAUAUCUCCAUCACAUACAUGAUAACAGUUUAGAUUUCUUCAAACAACCAGAAAUCCUUGAUGAGUUCUUGCCCAUGAAAAAGUUUAGAGUGUAAUCUGCAAAUCAAUGUUUUUUUCUGCAUAACACAUUCAUGGGUGUUCAAUGUUCAUUCCUUCCAGUAAAAUGGCCUGGGUGGAGGUUUGAAUAACAAAAAAGCUGACUAGAAAAAGACAUCAAUCAACUGUCAAAAUAAUUUGCUUUACAACUUUUAAAUAUAAUGCAUGCUGUAGACAAAGCAAGCUGCAUGCAUGUAAUGUUCCAAGAUGCUCUAGAAUAAGCAUGUAAUGUUCCAAGAUAUGUUCUAGAACAGUGAUCCUCAACCAAUGUCUUGCAAGCAACAUGCUGCUCACCAGCAUGUUGCUCCCAGUGGCCUCAAAGCAGGUGCUUUUUUUUUGGAUUUUUGGUUUAAAGGCAAGUUUUGGUUUUAUAAAAACAGGUAUACUGCCAAACAGAGUCUCCUGUAGGCUGCCAGUCAACAUAGAGGCUGUUAUAGGCCUUAUUUGGCACCCUAAGACUUUUUUAUGCUGGUGUUGCUCAGUUCCUUUUACAUUUGAAUGUGGCUUACAGAUAAAAAGGGUUUGGGAUCCCUGCUCUAGAAUAAUCAUUCUGCAUUCAUGUAAUUUUCCAAUAAAUGCUCUAGAAUAAGCAUG
Messenger RNA from Xenopus tropicalis (tropical clawed frog), 3137 nucleotides. Its product is annotated as angiopoietin-2. Gene Ontology annotation, cellular component: extracellular region. Gene Ontology annotation, biological process: animal gross anatomical part developmental process; blood coagulation. The coding region runs from base 201 to 1709 and encodes 502 amino acids. The transcript is spliced from 9 exons. Lineage: Eukaryota; Metazoa; Chordata; Amphibia; Anura; Pipidae. The record is from RefSeq and is a predicted model, not a curated record.